Bipolaris zeicola 26-R-13 is the source of this 993-nucleotide messenger RNA. RefSeq lists its product as uncharacterized. Gene Ontology annotation, molecular function: heme binding; oxidoreductase activity, acting on paired donors, with incorporation or reduction of molecular oxygen; monooxygenase activity. The transcript has 3 exons. Bases 1 to 993 code for a protein of 330 amino acids. The record is from RefSeq and is a predicted model, not a curated record. Lineage: Eukaryota; Fungi; Ascomycota; Dothideomycetes; Pleosporales; Pleosporaceae.
AUGUACCAAGACAUUUUGGUUGUUUGCCUACUAGCUAUUGCUGCUGGCUUCCUGUUCGGCAUCAUAACAUCGCAGCGCUGUUUGCGUCGGGCAACCAACCGCCUGCCAGAGGGCCCUUGGGGCUACCCUUUACUAGGAAUGCGAGCGUUCUUGCCCCACUCGCUAUGGGCCCAAAAAUACGGAUCGCUUUAUUUCUUUACAGUCGGCAAUCAGCGAUUCGUCGUAGUAUCAGAUUCUGAGAUUGCGAAAUAUCUCUUUCUCAAAAACGGGUUUAUCUGUUCGAUCGCAAAGAAAUAUUCGUCAAGAGCCAGACAAUUCUCAAGGGCAGAGGCAUCGCAUACACUUCGUACGGAAACAUGUGCCCUUUCGCACGACUUCAUGAAUAUGACUGGCCCCAUGUCUAAUCUAGUUGACUUUCUACCUACAUGGUUGCAGGAAGGCUUACCUUGGGAAAUGAAGCGCCGCGCAAAUGAACUAAAUACCGCACUCAUGGAAACCUACGGCCAGGAAGUUAGGCGUGUUGAGCGCGAUAUGAAGAACGACGUGCAUGUCGAGGAUUGCUUGGUAAAGACCAUGAUCACGAGGAGAGAAAAAGACAAAUUGGAUGAUAUAGACAUAGCGACGCUAGCCUCAGCGUUCAUGCUAGAGAGCGUAGAUGCGACUGGUUCAAUUAUACAGUGGUUCACCGCGCUAAUUUCCACUCACACUCACGUACAACGCAGGGCUCAUGAAGAGCUCGAUCGUGUCGUUGGCCGCAGCCGCGCUCGUAAAUUGAGAGACAAGGCUAUUUUGCCCUAUCGUCGGGCCAUUGUCAAAGAAGUAGAGCGGUGUCAUAAUCCAUUUUGGCUUGGUAUUCUACAUGCGGUGAGCAAAGAUCUCAUAUGCAACGAUAAGCUCAUUCCGGCGGGAUCGGUCUUACUACUGAACACACGGAACAUGCACCACGAUCCAGCAAGAUGGUCUGGAACACUACCGGACAAGCGCCGGAUCUAG